AUGGAGUCUGUACAUGCAAACAUGGGGUUGUUUGCAAUGCUGCCGAAAGAGCUUCGCACGAUGAUUUGGAUCGCCCUUGCGAACAAGCCGGAUAGGGACAGCGACAGCGACAGAAUCGUCAUCAAAGACUUGAGCGAUGAACAUGGCCAAAUGUUCGACGAGUAUUCCGAUUCUGACGAUAUCUGGUGCAUUGCCAGAUUUCGCAAGCCCAAGAAGAAUAGUGAAGAGGAAGUCACUUCCGGACUCGAACCGACAAAAGCAGAAGGUCCCCUCUUUACUUUACUACGGACAUGCCAAGGAAUCUACAAACAUGUCUCUGACUUCAUGUACAGCAAAGAAGUUAUCUCUUUCCAAAUUCGCAGUCAAUGCUACUUUUAUCCAAAACGCAAGACAAUCUAUGAAUGGAAGAUUGAAAGUCAAGUCCUGGGAAAAUGUUACACCGUAAACCACGAAUACGGCAUCCACCCGAAAAUCAGCAAUUUCCCCUACCACAAGGUCAAGACCAUCAAGUUUGUCAUCGAGGCACCGAAUUUCAAGGAGGAACCAGCGGAGAUUUACGGUCUCUGGCACAGCGUGAGGAAGCUUUUCGACAUGUUCUCCACUAUGAAAGCUCUCCCUGACAUAGAGAUCGAGCUACCAGAUUUAUAUAUGGAACAUGGGUCGCACGUGGUUCAUUCUGGAACUACGAAGAAACCUGUAAAGUGGGAGAGGAACUGGUCAACCAACGGUAUUCCGAACUCUUGCAUAGCGAGAGCAUAUGUCGAUAGGUAUAACGGAGUGGAUUUCAGGGGGAAAUAUGUUCUCGACUGCACCUCAAUCCUGAAUCUGUUCUUCCUCUUGGAAAGGCACGGCGAAACAAAAGUCACUUCCACUCCAGACCUUGAAGCCGACGAAACCUUCGCCAGAUCGGCAUCCCAAUUGCGCAGCUCCAAAACCGCAGGCAUAUCCAGGUCCAAAAUCACAAAAGAGGUAGACAGAACAUACAUCUCUCUAGAAGACGCGCUCGACGUAUUCUCUGGCACCGUCAGUCAUGAACUGCGCUUGAAUCGCUCGGCCGCCUGGGUCGAUCAGGAUGGAAAACAUCCUUAUCUCGAUGAAUGGGAACGCAUAGACAAGACGCACGAUUUCGAUCUCGACAUCCUACCGAUCAAGACACGACACAGAUACGCUGUGGCAUUCAACCCUGGCUCAAUAAAUAUGCAGAAAAUGCGACGCGCUCUAAACAUCCCGUCUAAGCCCCAGCACUAUGAGCUUCGGCGUUUUUUUAGUAUUGCGCUUUAUGACAAGGAAUACUAUCCUCAUAUAUGCAAUCCUGAGGAUGCCAGGAUUUCGUCUAAGCAAAGAGCGGCGAUUUCGAACCUAAAGUUCAAAGUUGUGAGAAGGAAGGAAUGGAACAAGUACUAUGAUGUGAAUGGUAUAUAUGCUGUAGGGUGUAACAAACACGGUGAUAUAGAUCGAUUUGUUCGAAAUAUGGCGGGAGAUUGGGAGACGAAGGAGUGGAGGGAGUUUGAACGGAGAUAUCAAGAGAGAAGGGGGUUGAUUGACUUGGAGGCUUCUUCGGAACUGGCGCAAUAG
Mollisia scopiformis is the source of this 1575-nucleotide messenger RNA. RefSeq lists its product as uncharacterized. Lineage: Eukaryota; Fungi; Ascomycota; Leotiomycetes; Helotiales; Mollisiaceae. Bases 1 to 1575 code for a protein of 524 amino acids. The record is from RefSeq and is a predicted model, not a curated record. The transcript has a single exon.